Pieris napi is the source of this 1636-nucleotide messenger RNA. RefSeq names its product protein CDV3 homolog. The coding region runs from base 160 to 807 and encodes 215 amino acids. Gene Ontology annotation, cellular component: cytoplasm. Lineage: Eukaryota; Metazoa; Arthropoda; Insecta; Lepidoptera; Pieridae. The transcript is spliced from 5 exons. The record is from RefSeq and is a predicted model, not a curated record.
AUAUGCCAUUUCAUUAAAAAAGAAACAGUCGGCCACGCUUGCCACUAAAUCAUUCCGGGGGAGUAUUCACGUAUUUCCCCCUUUUAAUUAUAUUUUAUUCCAAUAUUACUGUUUUUUUACGUUUUACAACAACAUUAAAGUUAUAACCAAAAUUACACAAUGGCUGAUCUAGACGAUUUCUUCGCAAAAAAAGAUCGUAAAAAGUCUAAGUCGGUCAAAAAGUUUGCUACUGCGGAUGAAAUGGCGAAAAAAUUGGAGGACACAAAACAGAAAACGGACGUAAGACCGAAGAAAGACAGGCCGGCGACAGAAGGCGAAGAGGCUGGAUCAAUUAGGGAAGAAGAGGAGUGGAAAGAAUAUGAAGAACCUGUGAAGGAUUAUACAGGCCUCAAGCUACAGGUGCUACAGAGAGGUACUAGAGCUCCAGAAAGUGGGCGGGAUACAGCAGCUGAAGACUCUACCCCUGAAAACUCUAAAAACAAGGGCCCAUGGAACAAGCCGGUGGAAGCUGAACAAGUAGUGGUUAAACCUCCACCACCACCCGUGGAAGAGAAAAUUCGUGCGACGUCAACUUAUGUCCCGCCACAGUCGAGACAACGCCCCUGUGAUGGAUCAGUACGGCGUCCCCAGAAUAAAGCGUCUCUGGACAUCCACAACGAGGACUACUUCCCUGUGCUGGGUGCGGCUGCGGGGGCAAAACGCGGUGGUGGUUGGAGCACGGCGGGUGGGGCUCCGCCCCGCGCACAGCACGCGCUCAACCCGCUGGCUCUCGGCAACCGAUUCACGUCUUUGCCCGACGACAGUUAGCUAGGUAGCUGGACGUUCGGCGAACAUAAAUAAUAAAGUGAAGUGUCAUUAUGGACUUUAAGCAAGCCAGGCAUAGUUCCCAUAUAACUAAACAAUAUUGCAAUUUACCGCGCACUUCCUCGCAUCUACUCUUAAAUAUAUUAUCUGUGACGGUUGCUAUAAUCAAUCAAUGCCUAGAUGGUGUUCUUAUAAAGUGAAAUAUUCAUACUAUCAAUUAAAUGUGAUUCCAGCUAAGUGUAUCUUUGAAAAACGUCAGCUGUCAAUCAGCACUCAGAGUCCGAAUAAUUAAAGCUUUGACAGAAACAAAGUCGAUCAAAUAUAUUCGAUCAAUUAGAAUAUGUAAACAGAAGAUUUAACGUUUUUAAGCUCAAUCGUCUCUAGGUUUUAUGUAAGCGCCGGUCGAAUUGUAUUGAACGAUAAAUUUUGCUAGGCCCGGUCCAAAGGCCGUAUCCUCGUUCCAUUCAUAGACAAUAAAGUAUUCCAUAAUCAGUGUUGCUAGCUAAUAAUAAUAAAGGGCGACUGUCUAAAAAAAUCGUAAAAGCCGAAAAACGGAAGUGUGCCUUUAUGUUUGUUACUUUUUUAUGUUUAUAUUAAAAGUAAUUAAUACAGUGGCUGUUUCUGAAUGUAUUAGGGAAUCAAAAAUUUUGCGGACUUUUAGUGUUACAAGCGUGGAUCGACUUCGCUAAAAUUAAUAAAUAGUAAUGCGCUAAAAUUAAAUGAAAACCCGGUUUACGAAGUUGGUUACCUCUGUAUGUUGACGAUAAAAAUGUUUAUUAACUCUCGGCAAAUCAUUCAAACAUGUACCAUAGAAAUAAAUUAUGUAUUUAAA